This is a messenger RNA of Adineta ricciae, 1002 nucleotides long. Lineage: Eukaryota; Metazoa; Rotifera; Eurotatoria; Adinetida; Adinetidae. The record is from the annotation of a GenBank genome assembly.
AUGGCACAAACAUAUGCUGACAAACAACCUCAAGGUUUCAAAAAUUACAUAGAAAAGGUCGCUGUUGUCGGGGCAGGUGGUCAAGUCGGUAAAUUCAUCGUAGAUGAACUGCUCAAGAUUGGAAAACAUAAAAUCACCGCGAUUACACGCGAAGAUAGCACGAACAAAUUACCAUCUGGUGUCGAAAUCAAGAAAGUGAAUUAUGAUGAUCCAUCAUCGCUCGUUGAGGCUCUUAAAGGUCAAGAGGUUCUCAUUAUUACUAUGGCAGUCACAGCACCACCAGAUCAACAAACCAAAUUGAUCGAAGCAGCAGCAGCUGCAAAUGUACCAUGGAUCUUACCGAACGAAUUCGGAGGUGAUCCUACUGACUUGGAAAUGCAAAAGGACAACUUUAUUGGUGAACGUAAGGCCACAUACCGUGAUUACAUCGAAAAGCUGGGUAAGAGCUCCUGGAUAGGACUUGUGUGCAGCUUCUGGUACGAAUUCAGUCUGGCCGGUAGUAGUGCACGGUACGGAUUUGACUUCAAAGAUCGUACUGUCACUUUCUUCGAUGAUGGCAAUACUCGCAUUAACACGAGUACCUGGCCUCAGACUGGUCGUGCCGUCGCGAAAUUGCUCAGCUUGAAGGUGUUCAAGGACAAUGCGAAUGACAAGAGUCCGUGUCUAAACGAUUUCCGAAACAACUAUGUCUAUGUUUCGUCAUUUAAUAUCAGCCAGAAAGAUAUGCUGGACUCGGUUCUGCGUGUGACUGGUACCAGUUUAAAUGAUUGGAAAGUAAACUAUGAACCAGUCAAGGAUCGUUACAAAGCCGGAGUGGAAGAGUUCAAGAAGGGUAACAUGCUCGGCUUUGCAAAAUUACUUUACUCAAGAGCAUUCUACCCGGACAAGAAUAGUAAUUAUGAAGAGAGAAAAGGUCUGCAUAAUGACAUUCUUGGUCUACCCAAAGAAAACCUGGAUGAAUACACAAAGAUUGCUGUGGAAAUGGUGGAGAAACAAAGUUAA